Prorocentrum cordatum is the source of this 963-nucleotide messenger RNA. Lineage: Eukaryota; Dinophyceae; Prorocentrales; Prorocentraceae. The record is from the annotation of a GenBank genome assembly.
AUGCUCGGACUCACGCAAUUUGUAUUCACGACGGCGUGCGCGUGCCACGACGUGAGCAAAGCAAACGAGUGGGCGAUGUUCUUUGAGUACGGGGACAAGGACUUACUUCGUGAUGUUUUCGUCGGUUUUGAGUCCCUUCGUAACAGCGUGACUUUGAUAGGUGACUACCUCGACCAAUGGAUCGCCCUGAGGAUUCAAGCAGCCCUCCCUCUCAGUCCACCAGAAAUCGACGAAUACCGAAUGACGUGGGUAUGCAUCGGCGUUGAUUCCGACAUCAUCGAUGCUAUAUGCGAACAAUUGCAGUUGCGUUUUGUGGAUGGCCGUUUGUUGGUUUGUGAAACUUCGUUCGCUGCUGAGGAGGAUUUAUUUUCCCGAAUACGAGGCAUCAUGUUGACAGCGUUCUCGUUUCGCAGGUUCUCUGAAACACGGUGGGCUUCCGUGGGAUCUUCUGCGCAAGGCGUGGUUGCUGGACUGAUGCUUGGUUUGUCCGAUUUGGUCCAGUACAUAUUGAACGACCCAGCAUCCAGCAAAUACUUCCUCAGAGGGUGGUCCCGAUUAUCUGGUGACCGCUUGGAGUUUGUGGUUGUGCAGUCGCUCGUCACGAGGGUCAGCGAUGGGUUGCUAUUAGAACUGAUGAAGGACAGCCGCGUUCUACUUAGAGAGGACGAGCUCCAGGACGUGAUUCAAGAUGAACUAUCAUGGCUGUCAUCGCUCCCUCUGUCGGUUUACAGCUGCUUCGGAGGUCUCGUAGAAUUGUCUGGGCAGGCUCUGCGGCACCGGUGCAUCAGGGCAGGCCUCGUCAUCAAGGCUUUCGUGCAGUUCCGCAUCUUCGACUGCACGAAGCAAUUGCCUUAUUGCAUGGCUCGGGGCGAUCGCGCCGAGUUGCGGCAAAAUUUGGACAUGCUACGAGCAGGCCGACGCCAUCACGGCGCCGCCGGCGGAACCCAAGGGCGACAUUCCUGA